Molecule: messenger RNA, 1551 nt
Organism: Epinephelus fuscoguttatus (brown-marbled grouper)
Lineage: Eukaryota; Metazoa; Chordata; Actinopteri; Perciformes; Serranidae
Product: C-type mannose receptor 2-like
Exons: 5
Coding region: 133-927 (264 amino acids)
Source: RefSeq, a predicted model, not a curated record
CUCGCCUCACAGCAAGAGGGUUGCUGGUUCGAUCCCGGGCGUGGGAGCCCUUCUGUGCAGAGUUUGCAUGUUCUCCCCGUGUCAGCGUAGGUUCUCUCCGGGCACUCCGGCUUCCUCCCACAGUCCAAAGACAUGCAGCCAGCCUGGAUAGGCAUGUACGAUGACGUGAACAGCUGGGGAUGGUCACAGACAGAUAGAAGUUUCUUCAAAGACCAGGAGACUGAGUUCAGGAAAUGGUGGACUGAAGAACAGAACAAUCUACACAGCGGAGAACACUGCGUACAGAUGUUUGAUAAUGGAUAUUGGAAUGAUGAACACUGUAAUGAAACAUUUCCAUCGGUCUGCUUUAAUGGCGGAGGAACAUUUACCCUCAUUAACAACUCCAUGACAUGGGCUGCAGCUCAGAGCUACUGCAGAGCGUGCAACAAUGACCUGGCCAGUGUGAGAAAUGAGGCAGACAACCAGAAGAUAAAGGAGCUGAUAUCCCCAGGACAAACAGUCUGGAUCGGCCUUUUCAGAGACUCCUGGAAGUGGUUAGAUGGAAGUGACAACUCAUUUACAUACUGGAAACAAGGGGAACCUAAUAACAGGAUCAAGAAAGAGACUUGUGUGGCAGCAGACUUGGGCCAAUCCAGCAAAUGGGAGGACCGGCCUUGCAGUGAGACCGCAGCUUUUAUUUGCUACAGUCGUGUUGUGCCUAUUAAGAAAGUGAUGAAAGUGAAGCUGGUGACAAAGGACUCUCCUCUGGAUCUGAAUGACUCUGCUGUGAUGGUGGACCUCUUAAAGCAGCUCAAACAGAGGCUGAAGGCCAAAGGAGUGACUGAAGGCGUCAAACUGAGCUGGAGGAAGCAGUCGGACGGAAAGGUCUUUCACAAGGAGGAGAAAAAGAUGAAGAGAAAACCUACUGCAAAAAAAGAUGAGUUUUAAUGUCUGCUUUCAUGGAAGAUGUGUUUCCUUUGUCCUUUAAAAGAGGCAUGUUUUGUCAAACAGCUGUUGUUUGCCUCUAAUUUGCAAGCCUUCCUUGAGAUAUACAAUUAAUAAUCUUAUGUAUUAUUUAAUGUAGUUUUAUGCUUAAAAUGAAACAACUUAUGGGGUUGCUCACCUCAUAGAGCGUGCACCCCAUGAGCUAGUCCUUUGCAGCGACCCCUUUGCUGUCAUGUCAUGCUCUCUUUCUGUCCCCCUUUGUCGUUUAUCUUCAGCUGUACAAUCUAAUAAACGCAAAAAAGCCCAAUAAUGAUCUAAUCCUUUUUUUAAAAGCAACUCAUGAAAGUGCGUCACCCUGGUCCAAUUCAGAGGCAGGACUAUAGCACUAGUGUCUGCCACAGCAUCUUUUCCAUAGUACUGUUACUGACACACAAGAAGAAAGAGAACAUAAAAGCAUGAACGUUAGCAAGCUGUAGGUAUAACAAGGAAUGUCUUUGUUGCAACUGUGAUGGACGAUGAAUAAUAACCGCCAUUUGAGGCUGCCAGCAGCAAAACUGUAGGCCAAAGCAUCUAAAUGCAUUGUGAUGCUGAUUUGCAUCUAGUGAUGUGGAUCCUGAUAGACUGUUC